AUGAACAAACACUUUUUACCCGCCAAUUCUUCUCAAUUGGUUCCCAACUGCCUCAAAGGUUUACUCACCGAGAAUGACAACUUGUCCCUUUUAGAAAAAGAGAAAGUGAUCUUCAACAACCAGUUCGAUAGCAAAAAGGUCUCGUUGAUUGGUGGAGGAGGUUCAGGACAUGAACCAGGAUGGUCUGGAUUAGUUGGCACUGGUAUGUUAACAAGUGCAGCUCAAGGUGAAGUGUUCGCUUGCUCCAAUUGCAACAACAUUUUGGCUGCCGAGAAGGUGACUCAUUCCGAUGCCGGUGUCAUUUUUAUUAUCACCAAUUAUACUGGCGAUAACUUGUACUUUGGAAUGGCAACCCAAGAAUUAAUUUCCAGAUUUGGAGACGAUAAGGUCAAACUUUUGAAAGUUGCGGACGAUGUUGCUGUCGGAAGACAAAAGGGUGCUAAAGUUGGCCGCCGUACAUUAGCCGGUUACACCUUGGUGUCUAAAAUUAUGGGUGCUGCUAGCAAUCUUGGUUACUCGAUUGACUUUAUUUAUCAGAUUGGAUCUUGUGUUGCCAAAAACAUUGCUUCAAUAAAUGCUGGUUUGGAUCAUGUUCAUAUACCUGGGCAUUCGACUGAAGGGGACUACGGUAAGCUCAAUGCAAACCAAAUUGAAAUAGGUCUAGGAAUUCACAACGAACCAGGGGUGCUCAAAUUGAAUUUUAUCCCAACAAACGAAGAGUUGGUAUCUGUAUUAUUGAAAUAUAUUCUUGAUGAAACCGAUGUGGAUCGGGGCUUCUUCAACUAUGAUGAAGACGACGAAAUAGUUCUUCUAUUUAAUAAUCUUGGAGGAAUUCCAAUUAUUGAGGAAAAAGGGUUGUUAUUCACAGUUGUUGAGGCUCUUGAGACAAAUUACAAUAUUUCCCCAUCUAGGGUUUACUCAGGACCUUUUCUUACUUCCUUAAACGCACCAAUCUUUACUAUAUCCUUAUUCAACGUUACUAAGGCUGCUGGAAAGGAAUUCGGUACCACACUUUUAUUUGAUUUACUUGAUCACCCAACAGUUGCAAGUGGUUGGGCACGCUCACAUUAUAGUAAUCCUGGAAGAAGCACCUACAAGAGUAGAAUUAUUAAGGAUUUUAAAGGAUACGAAGAAAUGGAAACUUCGUCCCACGUUGACGUUAGAAUUGAUCAAGCUUUGCUUAAAAGAAUUAUUAAGACUUCUGCUAAAAAUGUAAUCGACAGGGAGCCUGACAUCACUGUUUGGGAUACUAAAAUGGGUGAUGGAGAUUGUGGCAAGACUUUGGAGACAGGAGCAAAUGCUGUGAUUCAAGCUUUGGAAAGAGGUGCUUUUGAAGAUGGGUCUGUUAUAAAUGCAAUACAAGUAGUAUUGAAAAUUAUCAAAGAGGACAUGGGAGGUACAUUAGGUGCCAUUUUGUUCAUCUUUGUAAGAGGAUUCCUUAAUAAUUUUGAGAAGUUGAUCGAAAUCACAGAUUCAGUUAACACGUUUACAUAUUCCGAAGCUUUGAAAAAAGCUACUGAAGUAUUGAACAAAUUUUCCACCGCCAGAAUAGGCGACAGAACUAUAAUGGACGUUUUAGUUCCUUUUGUUGAGGAAUUUUACAAAACCCAUGAUAUUGAGUUGGCCAUUUCAGUGGCCCAAGAGGCCGCUGAAAACACCAGAAAACUAACUCCAAAGUUAGGAAGAGCCACAUACGUUGGAAUUGAUGAUCAAACUGAAUUUCCUCCAGACCCAGGUGCUUACGGCGUCUAUGAAAUUAUUAGAGCUUUUCAAUUAAUUAAUCAUUGA
Molecule: messenger RNA, 1788 nt
Organism: Scheffersomyces stipitis CBS 6054
Lineage: Eukaryota; Fungi; Ascomycota; Pichiomycetes; Serinales; Debaryomycetaceae
Gene: DAK1.2
Product: Dihydroxyacetone kinase 1 (Glycerone kinase 1) (DHA kinase 1)
Exons: 1
Coding region: 1-1788 (595 amino acids)
Biological process (GO): glycerol catabolic process
Cellular component (GO): cytosol
Molecular function (GO): ATP binding; glycerone kinase activity
Source: RefSeq, a predicted model, not a curated record